Messenger RNA from Doryrhamphus excisus (bluestripe pipefish), 3624 nucleotides. It is a transcript of the gene pibf1, whose product is annotated as progesterone immunomodulatory binding factor 1. Lineage: Eukaryota; Metazoa; Chordata; Actinopteri; Syngnathiformes; Syngnathidae. Gene Ontology annotation, cellular component: microtubule organizing center. The record is from RefSeq and is a predicted model, not a curated record. Gene Ontology annotation, biological process: cilium assembly.
CAAUGCAUGUAGACGUUUCGGCACUAGCUGGAGGGCGGCGACUGGAGCGGGACCCUUGAAAAGAACAGCUUGUUUCUGACAGCUCAUAGUCUUUACGUCGCUUCUGUUUUUGAUAUUUAUGUAAUAUUUCAGAGGACGUGUGUGAAAUAAAGUUAAAAUAGCCCUCAUUCGGAGGCUGUUUUGAGCAAAAACAGAGCUAUGUAAUAUAUGUACAGUUAUCCGUUAACGCAUUGUUUGUUAGCAUUAGCUAGCUAACACAGUUGGUGCAGACUUGUAAAGCUUGGCAGGAAAACAUCGAAAAUGCCCCCGAAAAAGCAGAAGUCGACAGCGAUGAACAUCUCCAGCUCCUUGGACUUGGAGUCGGAGGACAUCAGCCUGGAGACCACCGUGCCCACCGCCGAGGACGUGUCCUCUUCCGACGAGCAGCGGAUGAGCUCACAGAAAUUGACCCGCCAGCUGAUCGAGAGGAAGCAGCUGCUUCAGAACGUCCAGCUGCUAAAAAUCGAACUUUCCCAGAAGAACCUCACCAUCGACAACCUGAAGGCGGACUACAUGUCGAAGGUGGAGGAGCUGGAGGAGAAGCUGAAUGAUGCUCUCCAUCAGAAACAAGUGUUGACGCUGAGACUGGACACUCAUUUGAAACUUGCCCAGGAGGAAAACCGGAAGCAGCAGGCCGUGCGCAAACAGGAAGUGGACACCAUUCUGCUCCGGCAACAGCAGCUGGAAGAGGCUAAUCGACAGAUGCGAGAGAAGGCCGGAGAGCUUCGGCGGUCACUCAGGGAUGUGGACAUCUCCCACGAGCGCUACCAGGAGCUUCGUGACCUUCCCGAGGAAACCAUGACCAUUCAGGAAUUUGUAGCGGUGCGUUUCUACGAGGCGGUGACUCCCUUGAAGGCUCAGCUGGCUGAGCUCAGUGUGAAGAAAGACACUCUAAGCGAAGAUGUGGACACACAGCGGGCCCAGAUGAAGGCACUGAUGGAGAGCUACGAGGAGGAGCGCCGUCUCCGUACCGAGCUGGAACUCCGGAGCCAGAGGUUGACGCUGGAACUGGCCGACACCAAGCAGCUCAUCCAAGACGGGGACUACCGUCGAGAAAACUACCCCAACAUCAAACGAGAGCGUGACAGCCUGGAAGCAGAGCUAAAGGAGGCGAAGAGAAGAUUCGAGACCCUUGACUUGGGUCACGCAGCCCUGGGCAGGGAGCGAGAGACCCUCAGCAAAGAGGUGGUGACGUUGCGACAGUCUGUGACGCUGCUGCAGAAGGACAAGGAGUACCUGCACAGGCAGAACAUGGAGCUGAGCGUUCGCUGUGCGCACGAGGAGGACCGCUUGGAGCGCAUGCAGGUACAUCUGGAGGACACCAAGAAGGCCCGGGAGGACGCCUAUGAGAAAUACGUAGCGUCUAGGGAUCACUAUAAGUCAGAGUACGAGAGGAAGUUAAGAGACGAGCUGGAGAACAUCAGAAUGAAAACCGGUCAGGAAAUCGACCACCUGCAGAGAACGUCCAAGGAGAUGUAUGAAAGAGAGAACAGAAACCUGCGCGAGGCCAGAGACAACGCGGUGCUGGAGAAGGAGCGAGCGGUCACCGCCGAGAGAGACACUAAGUCGCGAUUCGACCAACUGCUGGAACAGUAUCGCCAGCUCCAGCUCGGCACCGACAGCCGCGUCGCCGAGUUGUCCAACCAGGCCAAGCUUCACUCCUUUGAAGCCGAGCGCGCUCAGAUGCUGAAGGAGGAAACCGACAAGGCCCUGGCCCAGUGCCAGGUGGAGUGUGAGAAACAGCAGAAAAAACUGGAGCUCCUCACUCAGGAGUUUUACCGGCUACAGACGUCAUCAGAGAAGCGAGUGGCGGAGCUGCGCGCUCACAAUGCUGAGCAGGCGUCUCGGCUGGAGUCGUACGAAAAGCUGGAGCAGGAGCUGGACCAGGUCACCGUGCAGGCCGCUGAAAUUGAGAACGAGGAGGAAGCAGAGAGGGUUCUAUUCUCAUACGGCUACGGAGCCAACGUUCCGACCACAGCUAAAAGGAGACUUCAGCAGAGUGUUCACCUGGCCCGCAGGGUGCUGCAGCUGGAGAGGCAGAACACAUCGCUGAGAAGAGAUUUGGAGAGACACCAGUCCCAAACGGGCCAGAUCUCUGACGAGCUGAUGGCAGCCAACCAACUUCUGGAGCAGGCGCAGCAACCCUACAGCUACCUGAUUGAGACGGUGAGACACAAGGACGGGCAGAUCGACACCCUGAAGCAACGCGUCACUUCGCUGGAGGACGAUGUCAGCUCUCUGACGAAGGAGCGAACGGCUCUGCUGCAAGUGAAGAACAACAUGGCCGCCGAUCUGGAGCGCCUCCUUAACCAUCGCGAGGAGUUUGCCAUGAUGAAGCAGGUCCUCCUCAACAUGCGCUCCAAACAGGAAAACGCUUUGAGCCCAUUGCCGACAAUCAAAGGCGAUACGAGGAGCUCCGGCUCCAGCAACCGACGCUCCAAGACGCUCCAAGACGAGUCGCCCGACAAGCCAAAACCUACCGUGUUUACCAAAAGAGAAGCUCCUGAUUGGUACCAAAGACUGAAGCAGAAACCCAAACAAUGACUGAAAAAAACAACAACAUUCUUAACAUGUUUUUACCUCAUAUUUGUUUUUGUUUUGUUUUUUUAAAUAAACUUUCUCCGAGCGUUUUCUUGUUCUCCCACGCGGUCAGAUGUUCCCCAGGUAACACAUUCCUCGCUAAGUGCCCAAAUAUUCUUCUUUCCUGGCACCCUUUGCCGUGAUUGUGUCCAUCAAUCAUAACAUCAUCAUGGUUUCCACUCGUUCGUACGUUGGAAGCUUGACAUACUUUUAUCACAUCGUAGUGUACCAAGGAUACCCACCUGGUAGUCAUUGUUGAUACUGCUGCUGCUGCGCAAUAAUUAUUGAGUACAGUACAUUGCUUAACAACCGUACCGGAAUUUCCUACUUCAUACCUGGCCGGGUUAUAAAGGCUUUUUUUUUUUUUAAUUUACAUUCUUGUGUUUAUCUUAUUCUGUAAUGCAUGCUCUCACUCUUCAACAAAGUAGAGGACAAAUAUCAGAAUUUGCAUUGUUGUUUUUAUAAUGAAUCAUUUGAAAGCAUUGUAUGUUAUUUUACUAGUAAUAUGUUUGUGUAAGCUGACUCUUCUACUUAUACGCCACUGCACACAAAAGGCUGAAAAUCUGUCAAAACAUGCACACGUACCGUGUUGCCGGUGCUAUUAUUUUACGGAUGAAUACACCGCACAAAGAUGCAGUUAUUAAACUAUGACUUGAAAUUUCUCACACAGCUCAAAGUGCUCUACAGAAACACCCCCUUGUAACUUUAAGGGUGUGAUACUGAUUUCAUUAAUUCAUUUUCUACCGCUUAUCCUCACGAGGGUCGCAGGGGGUGCUGGAGCCUAUCCCAGCUGUCUUCGGGCGAGAGGCGGGGUACACAAUCACAGUCCAAAUAUUACAAGAAGAACAUGUAGUAUGAAGAUUCAUUCAUUUUCUACCGCUUAGCCUCAAGAGGGUUGCGGGGGUGCUGGAGCCUAUCCCAGCUGUCUUCGGGCAAGAGGCGGGGUACACAAUCACAGUCCAAAUAUUACAAGAAGAACAUGUAGUAUGAAGAUUCAUUCAUUUU